UCAGAAGAGGGUGUAUGUUCUGGAACUGGAAUUACAGGUAGGGCUGCUAUAUGGGUGUUGGGAACAGUUCUGCAAGAAUACCAAGCACUUGUAACCGCUAAGUCCUCUUUGUUCUUUUUCAUAUUUAGUCCUCAGAGUGCACUGAAGUUCACAAUAUAGCUGACCUUGCAUACUCAGUUUUUACCAGAAACACUUCAUCCAUAUUUAGAUGUCUUAAAGCAGUUGGAAAAAAAAAGAAAAACCUAAAGUUGUCCCAAACAUUUAACUUUUCUGAUAAUUGAGUUGAGUGAAAUUUUAAAUUUAAUAACUUUUGUUGGUAUGCUUAUUGAGAUGUUGAGCUACAGCCCCAGCUUUAACUUUUAAGUUCAAAUAUCAUGUUAUUUUUGUGUGUAUAUUUGUGUGUGGCAUGUACAUGUCACAGCACACAUAAGGAGAUCAGACAUCUUUGUAGAGUGUUUCCCCUGUUCCACCUUUACAUGAGUUAGCUCCAAGUUCAAACGUUGGAUACCAGGCUUGCUAGGCAAGCACCUUUACUCAGUUGUCUGGCCCUCCUUCCCCACCUAGUUUUAGAUUUAAAUUAGUGAAAUUGAAAUUUAAUUAUUUUGCUAUGCUAACAGCUUCUGAGUAGGACAGCUCCAAAGAUCAUUUUCUGGUUUUGUGGUCCCUAUACAGUCUUCCCAUUAGUGAUCAAAGGAUUGGCAAGUCAGUUUCUUCUAGGUGCACAUCUAACAUUCCGUGACCUUGUCUAACUUGGGAGCAGGAAGUGGUAAAACCUUCAGGAGAACAUCUCUGUGUCUUGUGUGUGCUUCUGAGGAGCAAAGCAGACCAUUUGGAAAGAGACUGCUUUUGAGUUCCUUGUUUUCAUUGUAACCUCUUUUCUGGGCCUUGUGUGUAUUGGUAUAGUUCAUUUGAAUUGAUGUAGUGAAUCAUUCUGCUGACCUGCAGAAUUCCCAAGGAGAAUAUUCAAAUCCAUAUACAUGAGAUGCCUGCUGCACCUAGCUGUACAUUUGCCAGAGACUUGGGUCAUUCCCCUGGGUUGCUGUUCAGCUGGCCUGGUUGUGACAUACAGAUGAGGCAAUGGAAUUUAGAAUCUGAACCAGGGGUGGGUACUGGUCUUUACAGUUAACACAACAGGAUAGCCACAGCAUAUUUGGCUCAUUUCCUUUUGAGCCAGUGAGGCAAGCUAAGUCCGUUAUAUGUCAAACUGAUCACAUAAAAUGCUACAUAUCCAAGGUGAGUGAUGAUAUUGAAAAUGAUUUGUUGACUUGGAAAUAAUGAGAGCAGACUCGUGCUGGCUGGCUGUGAGGACUCGUGUGACUGGUGGAGGCUAUGGACAUCUACCUCCAUGUUUGAAGAGUAGGCAAGUGUGAAACAUGAGGGCUUCAGUGUGGUGGAGUUGAUGGUGUCAAUGUCUGGGGAACUGGAAAGUCAAUAUGCUCACAUGAAACUAUGUUUUCAUAAGAGCCUGUACCCCAUGCUGGGGUUGGUGGAGCAUGCCUUUAAUCCCAGCACUCAGGCAGGCAGACCUCUGAGGCUACCCUAGUCUACAUAGUUCCAGGUCAACAUGACUAUACAGUGAUAUGGUCUAAAAAACAAAGCAAACCCUAACCUCUGGCAGAGCAUUGGUGCUCUGCAGCGUUUUUUGUUUUUGUUUUUUAUAUCUAGGCUGCACAGACAUGUGUACAGAAAAUGAGUGUCCACCAAUAGGAGCAGUCAGAAUCUUAUUUCCUUUUCACUCUUAGUUUAAAUCCCUCCCUUCCUUCCUUUUUCAUUUAAAUCCAUUUCUAACUACUGUGUUUUCCCUGGCUCCAAAAACCUUCAAGCAUUUUCUCCAGGCUAUGCUUUGUCCUCUUCUGUGUCUUGUUCGCCGUCAGCAUUAAGCUUCCCCGAGCGGAACAUGGUGUCCACCUUUCCCAUCCUCACCUGCUUCACCCUCUCCACCCUUCCACAGUCUUUACCUGGCUCUCUGCUCCCUACAUGGUCCCCAGAUUACAAGUGCUCUGAGAACUGUGCAGGACAUGUGGUUUCCUGGUUUCUAGCCACAGAUAAUCUGUACUGUUAAGUCUUUUUCUAGCUCUAUAGAUGCUAUUUUGAAUUUUCAGAAAAUGGUCAGUUAAGUGUAUAAUGUAAGCAACAUGGUGCUGGUUUGCUUUCAAAAACUGAACUAUUCAGUUAUUUUUGUUGCUGCUUCGUAGUUCAUCAAAGUAACAAAAACACAAACACAGGUCAGCAUUCCUUGGUAGGAAGAAACCACCAGCCAGAGCAUCUUUCAGAUUGAUUUAACAAUUGCUGUCUUAUACUGCUGCCUUCCUUCUCCUUUGAAAUGUCCCCCUGAGCAUCAUUUUGAGAAGUGACAUCAUUAGGUCAUAUAGACAGACAUUCUUGAUUGCUCUUUUCAGGAAAUUUAUCUCAGUGGGGGCUUGACACUGCAGUGGAUGUCCCUGCAGAGGCACCCCAGGACUGCAUCACCAGGGUUUCAUGUUGAGCCUUGGCAUAACAUGAGGUGAAGCAGACUGCAUACUAACUCACCAUCUAUACUAUGCACUUUGCUGUGUGACCUAUUUUCUUCCUGCUAGAGAGUUCUUUAGCAUCUCUCCAGAUACCACCUUAUGUACCAGGCAUAGGACAGCAGGAAUGAGCAUUUCUAUCGCCAGAAGCCAUGCUUGUACAUAGGAUAGUCACACAAACCAUCUACAACCAAGCCUGUUUAGGGACAUCUCUAAAACCAGAGGGAACCAGAAACUAGAGAGGCAGGACCAGAUGACCCGAGAAAGCCUUUUUUCCUUUGGAAUAUUCAGCUAUGUGCACUUUUACUCAAAUGUGUUCUUGGUUCAGUGCCAUGACGGGAGAAUAUGUAUCCUCUUAAAUCUCAACCCAAAUUUGCACCUAUCACUUGUGCCUCGCUGUUUUGUGGUAUGGGUGCUCAUACCGGUAUCACAAAAAAACAAGAGUAAUAUGCUGCACUAUACCGUCACAGCUGUGACAACUGUGAUGUCACUAAAUGAGGGGGCAUUUCAACUCCAUUAUGACCUGAAGUGCUGAGCAUGCAUUCUGUCAUCACGUGCCCUUGAAUGAUUGGUGUCUCUAUAUUAUCAGGCCCCCAUUGAAUAUUUGGCCCUCAUUUUGUGGCACUGUUUGUGUGUAAGUGGGGGGGGUGCUCAAGAGAUAUUCCCUCACUGGAGGAAGUAUGUCACUGAAGUAGGUUUUGAGAACUUAAAGACUUGCACCAUUUUGAGUUUGUUCUCUGUUUGUGGCUUGAGGCUUGAAAUUCAAGCUCUAAGUUGUUCUUGCUGUCAUGCCUGCCAGCUGCUUUGCUUUCCCAUGGUGAUGGUGAUACUUAUCCCUCUGGAACCAUAAACUCUUCCAUGAUUUGUCUUGGUCAUGAUAUUUUGUCACCUCAAAAGAAACAUAACUAAUGCACAUGUCCACGGCCUUUGCACAUUUUUCUGAAGUGUGAUUCCUAUUGUAAGCAGUUCCAUUCCAUUCUUCCUUUUGACAUUGAAUUUCUCAAGAGCAAGACUCAUGCCUCAAUCCUUUAAAAGUGAAUAAGAUUAAAUAGAAAAGGAAGAGAAUGGGGGUGACCUAAAAUGACUGCUUCUUAGAAAUCACAUUUGAUGGCAAGAAUAGCAGUGUGAGUGAAGAACUGGCUGUAGACAUUAGGAACAAACACAAAAGGCCCGUCUUCCCAUGUCAGAGAAGCUUGGAGACAGGCAAAAGGGUAGUGUGGGGGUUCCAUAUUAUUAUCAGGAGUCUAGGUUCUAUUUUUCUGCAUGGCUACCCCUAGCUCACGACUUCCCUCUUCAAGGUAACCUCAUGGUUCAAAAUGACUGCUGGGAUAUACCCAUCGCAUCCCUUCCAGGCAAGACAGUGAGUGACUAAAAGGUGUUUAUUCAAUAAAGGCAGCCUCCUUUAAAGGUACUCAAUUUCUGUGGCCUUCUCUGGAACUUCUCUGGGCCCAUCCUCAGCAGCAGGCCUGUCCCAGUGUAGCUCACUCACAUUGCUAUUUGCUGGGAAGAAGAGGGAAAGGAACAAUGCUUUGUUCUAGCAUGGAAGAAUGACCAGCAACCUUCUUAUCCUUCUGAGACAAACUCCUGGCUCAAUGACCUGUGAGGGCUAUUUCUGCAUGCACACUCCAUCUUUUUCCAAGGCUUCUCUGUAGGUAAGAGCUUCUGACCCUAGUCACAUCACUUCUCAGACUGCUGAGUCUUUACAGCUGAAGGUCCCUCUCCUCUGAGAUGGACAGUGUCAGCAGUAUGCUUGCCCAGACGACAUGAACCAGGUCAAAAGUAACCGAGAACUGUUCCUGCAAUACUCAGCCACAGCCCCCAAACUGCUGGCACGCGUCUCCAAACUCCUCAUUGUCUGCCGAAACGCAGGCAUUUCCAUCCCCAAAGGCAUCAGGAAUAUCUUUGAGUUCACCUGGGAGGAGCUCAUCAGCGAUCCUGCAGUACCUACUCCAUCUGACAUCCAGGAUCUAGUGAUUACCUUUGGAACUCCUACAGUGGUACUUGCAGAGAUGAUCCCAGUGCAAGUCCCCAUACAGAAGAAGCCACCCCCACAACCCCCACCACCCCCAGUGCUGCUCACAGCCACAAGCGGGAGCAGGUACUCAGCCCCCACCCCUGCCUCUACUCGAGUGGUGUCCACUGGCCAAGAUACCCUGCACAAGUUCCAGCGACAAUCCAUCCACCUGUUGACAGAGCUGCUUUCCCUGAAGAUGAAGGCCAUGGUGGAGUCUGCCUCUGCAGGUGCCAAUCCUCUGGACAUCACCAGGCGCUUUGUGGAGGCCAGCCAGCUCCUCCAUCUCAAUGCCAAGGAGAUGGCCUUUGACUGCCUGAUAGGCACUGUUGGAAAAAGCUGCUUUAGUGCAGCCCAGCUGGGGAAAGAAUCUCCCAUGAACAUUUCUGCCAUGGGAGUAAACACUCCUUACCAGCUGGUCUACCAGACUUCCACAGCCUGUCUGAGCUUUUCCCUCUCUACAGGAAAGGAAGCCAAGAAGAAAGACACUGGAGGCAAAAAGGCUGCUGAUGAUAUCAUGUCCCCACUCCCUCGAGUCCGAACCCCUCCUGAAAGCAUCAUCAUUGAGUUCCAGGACCCCUGCCCUGAGGCCCGGGAAAAGCUGCAGGAUAUGUGUCGCCACAUAGAAGCCGAAAGGAUCUCGUGGAGAGGGAGGAAUGCCUCCUGCCCCAUGAUUUUACGCAAUUACAGGGCAAAGAUGCCCUCUCAUUUAAUGGUGACCUCCAAGGGGGACUCUCACCAUCCUCCCACUGUGGGGACUCCGGUUACUGCUUCCACUCCUCACCAGCCUUCCAGCCACCAUGCUCACAUGGGCCGCCAUUCUCAAGAGUGGAAAGGGCCCAAGAAGCAUAUCAAGCUGCAUUACACUUUCUACGAUGGCUCUUCUUUCGUUUACUAUCCCUCUGGAAACAUCGCCAUGCUUCAGAUUCCCACAUGCUGCAGAGGGAAACCCAUCACCUGCCUCUUUAACGACAUGCCUAACACCUUCCUGGCUCUGUUCAAUGCUGAAGGCCAGGGCUGUGUUUACUACAACUUGAAGAACAGCUGUCCAUAUGUCUUGGUUUUGGAUGAAGAAGGUGGAAUCACAAAUGACCAGAAGGGCUACAUAGUCCAUAAGUGGAGCUGGGCUAACAAGACUGAGACAUUGCUCUCUCUGGAAUACAAGGUUAAUGAGCAAAUGAAGUUAACAGUCUUGGGACAGGACUCCAUCACUGUCACCUUCACCUCCAUGAACGAGACAGUAACAGUCAGUGUGUCGCCCAAAAGCUGUCCCCAUGGCAUGGUGCAUGACAAACGGCCAAUUCGCAGAAUCAGUACCAUGGAUGAUAAGAUGAUGAAGAUAAACAGAGCCUUGGUUGAGAUCAAGAAGCGGUUUCAGAAGACUGUGAGUCAGUUUAUGAACUCCGUGUUGCUGGCAGCAGGUCUGUUCACCAUAGAAUAUCCCACCAUGAAGGAAGACACAGAAGCUAGUCGGGUCAAGUUAAAAUCCGGGUCUUUUCCUGAUCGGGCCCGUAAGUCAAGUUUAUACCAAGGAGAAAACCUUGUGCGAUCCCAGUCAGCCCGACCAGAUUCCUUAAUUGAAGACACAUUGAAGGAAGAGUGUAUAUGCACACCCGUGAUCCCUGUUCAAAAGAAGAGCAACAAACUCCAGGCCAAAGUCACAUCAAGAGGGAAGCUGGGAGAGGUCCGCAGCCCCACCAGGUGGGCAGCCUCACCCUAUGACUGCCCACUGGUGCUGCGGAGGCUCAUUCGCAAGGAAGACAUCCGGGCCGGCUGCAAGUGUAUUGUGAAGGCACCCCUGGUGUCCGACUUGGAGCUAGAGCGCUUCCUGUCUGCACCCCGAGACCCCAACCAAGUGCUGGUAUUCGGGAUAAUGUCGGGCCAGAAUCCCAACUGUACUGCACAGCUGCAGUGGCUGUUGGACUCACUGUAUAGCCAUCGACAGCAGGGCCGUUCCUCACCCUGCAUCCAGUGCCGGCAUGAUCCUUACCGUCUGCUGCGGUAUGACCUGGACAGCCCCUUGCAGAAGGAUCCACCCCUAAUGAUGAAGAAGUUUGCUGUGGUACACGGGAUGGUUUUGAUGUUUGCUGGUGGGAGGCUCCUUUUUGGGGGCUGUGUCCUAAAUGGCUAUGGCUUCAGCAAGCAGAAUCUGCUGAAACAGAUCUUCCGGGCUCGACAGGACUGCAAGAUGGGCUACUUCCUGCCAGACAACUACAAAUUCAACAUGUCAACCUAUAUCGCAAGCUUGGAUGAUCCUGAGUCAGCUAAAAGAGCCCCAUCUGAAGAUUUCGAAGGAAGUAUCUCUUCGUUGGCACUUGGGGACAAAAUGGAGAAAACACCUUCUACCCCCCCUGACAAGUUAAAUCAGCCUGAAGUGGACCUGCAGCCUUCCAUCAAGAACAGGAGGAGCAGUAAGAAGACAGGCAGCUGGAAGAAGUCAGGUUCUAAGAAGUGAUGCUGGAAGAGCCAGAGAUGCCCUCCCCACACCCAGCCCUACCUCCUAGUCUCCCACCACCCUUCAAUAAACACGCCUGCCUCCA
Messenger RNA from Mesocricetus auratus (golden hamster), 7058 nucleotides. RefSeq names its product chromosome unknown C3orf20 homolog (gene Fam194c). The coding region runs from base 4271 to 6973 and encodes 900 amino acids. Lineage: Eukaryota; Metazoa; Chordata; Mammalia; Rodentia; Cricetidae. The record is from RefSeq and is a predicted model, not a curated record. The transcript has 17 exons.